This is a messenger RNA of Synchytrium microbalum, 1605 nucleotides long. RefSeq lists its product as uncharacterized. Lineage: Eukaryota; Fungi; Chytridiomycota; Chytridiomycetes; Synchytriales; Synchytriaceae. The transcript has 12 exons. Bases 1 to 1605 code for a protein of 534 amino acids. Gene Ontology annotation, molecular function: heme binding; oxidoreductase activity, acting on paired donors, with incorporation or reduction of molecular oxygen; monooxygenase activity. The record is from RefSeq and is a predicted model, not a curated record.
AUGGGCAUAGAAUCUAUAUUGGUGGUCAUUGGAAAGGCCUCUCUUACUACAGUUGCUGCUGGAAUCGCUACGUAUGUCGUCUUGAGACUCGUUUACAAUGAUCGUGGUGUCUUUGCUCCUCCCGUACGCAAGGACUUGGCAAUUGCUGCUGGAGCAAUCCCUCUUCUUGGCCACACCUAUACCUCAAGACAGAAUAUGAAUUGGCGACUUGAUCGCAGCCUCGAAAACUCGAAACAAUACGGCCCAGUAUUUCAGCUGACUGUACCAAACAUUCGCAUCGUCGUCACUACUGAUGUUGAUGACCUCGCCCAUAUUAUGGGAGAUCCUUACAAUUAUCGGAAAGGAAUUAAGCCGUCCGACUACAAGCUUCUCGAAGAUUUGCUAGGUCACGGAAUCUUUAACAGCGACGGUGCUGAAUGGCGCUCACAAAGGAAAAUCGCUGCAAAUAUCUUCAAUGUCAAGAACUUUGUCGGACUUUUUGCUGAUGCAUUUUCUGAAGAAGCCAGGUUGAUCUGUAUGCAUCUCGACAAGGCUGCUUCCAAGGGACUCAUUGUGGAAAUGCAAGAUCUUUUAUUGCGUUCGACGCUAAAUUCAUUUGUGAAGAUUUCGAUGGGAGUAUCUAUUGGCGCACUCGAAGUGGAAGCCAGAGAUGUGAAUGGAGUCUAUACACUUCCUGACGUCGAUUUCAUGCAAAGCUUUGAUGGUUGUGCUGCUAUCAUUGCUCGGAGAGGUCCGUGGUGGCGUUAUGUCGAACCAUACACUGAAAGUGGGAAGAAGAUGAAGAAAUACGCACAAGUCAUGAAUGACUUUGCAAGUCGUAUCGUUCAAGAAAAGCGUGCAAAAAUUGAGGCCGGCAAAACGUUGCCUAAUAAGGACUUGCUUGACUUGUUUAUGCAAAAUGGCAAUGAGGACGGAAGUGAACUAUCCACUUCUCAAUUGCGCGACAUUGUUAUGAACUUCAUCAUUGCAGGCAGGGAUACAACCAGCCAAACGCUUUCAUGGUGCUUAUGGAACGUAUCAACACGGCCCGACGUUGAAAAGCAAAUGUAUGACGAGAUCAUCAGCGUUGUUGGUCAAACCCAAGACAUUUCUUACGAGCACUGCAAGUCUAUGAAAUAUGUGACAGCAGUGUUUAAUGAAACGCUUCGCCUGUACCCAAAUGUGCCUGCGGCCACAAAGCGUGUAGUGAAAGAUGACAUUUUGCCUGGCACCCAUACAAAGGUGUACGCUGGUGAAGUCGUUUCGUGGUCCAGCUAUGUUCGAGGAAGAUUAGAGAGCAUUUGGGGGCCAGACGCUUCAGAUUUCAAACCUUCGAGAUGGAUAAUGGAAGAUGGAUCUCUGAUGAAGCCUUCUGCAGCCAAGUGGCCCGCCUUCAAUCUCGGACCUAGAAUCUGCUUGGGAAUGGGCUUGGCUACGCAAGAGGGGAUUUGCUUUCUUGCAACAAUUCUGCGUCGAUACCACCUCGAGUUGGUAAACGACGAUGAACCACGUCAUUGGGGCGAUCCUAAAGGGAAGCGGGGAAGAUACGGCCUCUCGUUAACCCUGUCUAUGCGAGGUGGUGUUGAAUUCAAGAUUCAUCCUCGCAAGAAUGGCUUCCAGUACUAG